AUGGUCACCAUCAUCCGCACGCCUGAUGCUGUGGCAGUACCCCGGCACGUCUUGGUUUGCUCCGGUGGCACUGACGUGGUGCUCAGCAGUGACGAGCAGCACAGGCAGGAGGAGGAGAUGGAGAGUGACCUGCAGCACGCAUCAAAUCCUAUCACUGACAUCCGCACAGAUAAAGUUGAGCAGAAGAGCAUCUCCUUGUCGUGGCAGGAGCCGGGCUUCCCGACCGCAAACGGCACCGAGUAUGAGGUCAAGUACUACGAGAAGGAUCAGAGAGACCAGAGUUACUCAACUGUGAAAACCACAUCAACAGCCGUGACUGUCAAUAACCUGAAGCCUGGCACCCUCUAUAUUUUCCAAAUCCGGACAUCUUCCUCACCAGACUUUGGGAACUACAACCCUAGUAUUGAAGUGGAGACCCUGGCAGAGUUGACGGUGGCCUCCAGCGAGCAGAACCCCGUUCUCAUCAUCGCGGUGGUGGCCAUCGCGGGGCUGACGGUGCUGGUGUCCAUGGUGAUCGGCACCAUGGUCUGGAGGAGACAGUGUGGAUACAGCAAAGCCAGCCAGGAUGGGGACGAGGAGCUGUACUUCCACUUUAAAAUACCAACCAGGAGGACAUACAUCGACCCUGACACUUGUGAAGACCCCAUGCAGGCCGUGCACCUCUUUGCCAAAGAGCUGGAUAACGCUAGUAUUAAAAUCGAGAGGAUCAUUGGGACAGGAGAGUUUGGAGAGAUCUGCCGGGGGUGCCUGAAGCUGCCCAGCAAGCGGGAGCUGCCGGUGGCGAUCCAGACCCUGCGGGCAGGGUGCUCGGAGAAGCAGCAGCGUUCCUUCCUGGCAGAGGCGUGCACCAUGGGCCAGUUCGAUCACUCCAAUGUCAUCCGCCUGGAGGGGGUCAUCACCAGAGGGAGCACCAUGAUGAUAGUGAUGGAGUACAUGGGGAAUGGUGUGCUGGACUCUUUUCUCAGGAAACAUGAGGGACAGUUCACGGCCACCCAGCUGGUUUGCAUGCUGCAGGGGAUUGCCUCUGGCAUGAAGUACCUGGCAGAGAUGGGUUACAUACACAAAAACCUGGCUGCCCACAAAGUCCUCGUGAACAGCAGCCUGGCUUGCAAAAUAACUGGUUUCAGACGGCCACAAGAGGAUAAGAUGGAGACCAUCUUCUCCACCAUGCGUGGGAAGAGCCUGGUGCUGUGGUCAGCCCCCGAAGCCAUCCAGUAUCACCACUUCAGUCCAGCCAGGAGCUUCGGCAUCGUCAUGUGGGAGGUCAUGUCCUUCGGCGAGCGGCCCUACUGGGACAUGUCCAACCAGGACGUGAUGAAGGCUGUGGAGGACGGGUUCCGCCUGCCCGCCCCGGUGAACUGCCAGCCACCCCUGCACCAGCUCAUGCUCGACUGCUGGCAGAAGGACCGCAGCCAGAGACCCAAGUUCUCGCACAUCCACAACAUCCUCAGCAAGUUAGUGCAGAGCCCGGAGCCCCCAAAGUGCCCCAGCUCCACGUGCACCAGCACGUCCAUCCCCCUCACCGAGCGAACCUUCUCAGCCUUCCCAUCUUUCAGCUCCGUAGGCGAGUGGCUGGAAGCGAUAGAAAUGGGCAGGUACAAAGACAACUUCACUGCUGCGGGCUACUGCUACCUGGAAUCGGUGGCCAGGAUGACAGCCCAGGACCUCCUGAGCCUGGGCAUCACGCUGGCGGAGCACCAGAGCACCAUCCUGAGCGGGAUCCAGACGCUGCGGGCGCAGGUGAUCCAGAUGCAUGGCCGAGGCGUGCAGGUGUGA
Messenger RNA from Nestor notabilis (Kea), 1776 nucleotides. Its product is annotated as ephrin type-A receptor 7-like. The record is from RefSeq and is a predicted model, not a curated record. Gene Ontology annotation, molecular function: ATP binding; protein binding; transmembrane-ephrin receptor activity. Gene Ontology annotation, cellular component: neuron projection. NCBI's taxonomy places the organism in Eukaryota, Metazoa, Chordata, Aves, Psittaciformes, Psittacidae. Gene Ontology annotation, biological process: axon guidance; protein phosphorylation.